Capsicum annuum is the source of this 986-nucleotide messenger RNA. RefSeq names its product suberization-associated anionic peroxidase 2-like. NCBI's taxonomy places the organism in Eukaryota, Viridiplantae, Streptophyta, Magnoliopsida, Solanales, Solanaceae. The record is from RefSeq and is a predicted model, not a curated record. The transcript is spliced from 2 exons. The annotation marks the transcript as partial. Gene Ontology annotation, molecular function: peroxidase activity; heme binding. Gene Ontology annotation, biological process: hydrogen peroxide catabolic process; response to oxidative stress.
AAACAGGGUUGUGAUGGAGGUAUUCUUCUAGAUGAUAUUCCUGGAUCAUUCCAGGGGGAACAAACCUCACCACCCAACGAUAACUCAGCCAGAGGCUUCGAAGUCAUUGCACAAGCUAAACAAAGUGUUGUAGAUACAUGCCCCAACAUAUCUGUAUCUUGUGCUGACAUCUUAGCUAUUGCUGCUCGUGAUUCUGUUGCUAAAUUAGGAGGACAAACCUAUUCGGUUGCACUAGGGAGAAGCGAUGCAAGAACAGCCAACUUUACUGGUGCUUUACUUCAACUUCCAGGUCCAUCCGACAACCUAACAGAACAAAUACGAAAAUUCAGCGACAAAAAUUUCACUAUCCGCGAAAUGGUGGCGCUAGCCGGGGCACACACGGUGGGUUUCGCCAGGUGCGUCACCGUGUGCAACAGCAACAACGUUAACCCUGCUGCACAACUCCAAUGCAACUGCUCUGCUACACAGACAGACUCCAAUUUGCAACAAUUGGAUGCAACUCCUGCUGUUUUCGACAAAGUUUACUACGAUGCGUUAAACAGCAACCAGGGGAUAAUGUUCUCGGAUCAAGUGUUGACAGGGAACACAACAACUGCUGCUAUUGUAACCACUUAUAGCAAUGAUGUUAACGUUUUCUUGGGAGAUUUUGCUGCUGCAAUGAUCAAGAUGGGGAACUUGCCUCCUUCUGCGGGUGCUCAAUUGGAAAUUCGCGAUGUUUGCAGCAGAGUCAAUCCAAGUUCUGUGGCUUCUAUGUGAAAAUGGAACAAAAUUGAAAUUGGGAAAAAUAAACCGAAGUGUUAACUAUAAAUUAGUUGCUUGAUGUGUGUGUUUUUUCAUAAUAAAAGAAUCACUGGCUCCAGAAUACUGUUCUGGUAAAUUUGUUUUGUAAUUUGUGUUAGUAUUUGUUUUCAUCCUUUCAGUAUUAUGAUCAGUUGAUGCAAUGUAUAUGUUCCAAAAUAUAUGGAUAUUGUUGUCCUUGUGUGCUA